AAAUAUCAUUCAAGGAGCACCAUUCAAACAACCAUGACAACACAACAAGACAAGUUUUGACACAAGCUGACAGUUGUGAUACGUGAUAUCAUGUGUCAAUCAUUGAUGUUCAAUGAAACGGUAUUUCGAUGAAAAAACACCUUGACUUUCAUUUUAUUCUAUAUUUUUUAUACCGUUAUUGAUCUUAAUUGCCUCCGGCUUUACGGAAGAGGAUGUCCCGAUGCGCUGGUACGCUCCAAGAAAAAAUCUAAAAAUAAACAGUAUUUCCUAUGGACGCAGACAUCCCGGGCACUUGCGGCAGAAGCGAACGGCUCCAGCUGAAGCCACCGCCUCCACCUUCGACAUCUCGGAUUUUGAUAGAUACAAACGUGAAAAACUAAUGUUGGAGAAGCUGAAUAUGAUUCAAUCUUUACUCAAACAGAGAGACGUCAGUAAAGAUCUACAUCAAGCUGAUUCCAAUCCUGCUGUUUUACUAGAUCAUGUUUUAAAAGAGGUUUCCGCAUUAAAAACUGGUGCCAAAUCGGGAUCAACGAAUUCAUCGGAUUGUAACAUCGAGGGCCAAUGGUUAUCUGAAUCUGCAGGAGGGUUAUUUACACUUAAUAAAAUGGUUGGUAUGAGUGGACAGGAACGCCAGGAAAUGCCAUUAGAACGCAAGCGGUCCCACGACCACGUGCAUAAUGGUUUUAUGAGCUUUAAAGAUUGGAACACUACGCUUACAUAUCCAUACGCGAAUAAUUCUCAGUAUAUUAUCAUCAACGGAUGGAAUAAUCGCGAUCAAAUACUAGCUACUUUCAUGGGUGAGUGCCGAGUUUGUCGAAAAAGGGAGCUUUUGCAAGGUAAUUGGUUGAUUGUAAGUCAUUCAAGAGAUUGUGAAAGCUUAGGAACCACCGCAAAGUUAAUCAGUGAUGUUUUCCGACGUGAUAAUAUCGACAAAUUGCGUAAACAACACUUGAGUGAAUUAAACACAAAGAAAAACAAUGGUAAGAAAGGAAUUAGUUUUCCUAAAACUACAAAUGCACCAGCGUCAGCGUCAGAGCCUGUAGCCACAGAGGAACAUACUACAAAAAAGACUAAAUCAGCAAAGCCAACAUCGCUACAUAUUAAACUACAUUAAUUUAUUGUAAAGCAUUUAAUUAUAUAUAAUAUUCUACAAGUGUUUCAAACGUAA
Dalotia coriaria is the source of this 1168-nucleotide messenger RNA. RefSeq lists its product as uncharacterized. The transcript has 3 exons. The record is from RefSeq and is a predicted model, not a curated record. Bases 221 to 1114 code for a protein of 297 amino acids. NCBI's taxonomy places the organism in Eukaryota, Metazoa, Arthropoda, Insecta, Coleoptera, Staphylinidae.